Messenger RNA from Pseudoliparis swirei, 917 nucleotides. RefSeq lists its product as uncharacterized. The transcript is spliced from 3 exons. The record is from RefSeq and is a predicted model, not a curated record. Lineage: Eukaryota; Metazoa; Chordata; Actinopteri; Perciformes; Liparidae. Bases 273 to 917 code for a protein of 214 amino acids.
CGCACCACUUUGAGAGAGACCGCGUCUCUCCAGAAAGCUUCAUCUCGGGCUGCGCAGUGCCCGCCGCUGUUGCGCGCCACGCUGGCUCACACAGUCCGGAACAGGAAGGAAAAAAAGACGUCUUCAUGUUUCUAGGAAGACGUCGUAAAGUCUGGAUUCAACACGCGGAGGAGUGGGAGGAAUACCGCAACUCGGGGUAAUUUCGUCUGAGGAUGCCGAGGAGCCCGUUUCCCGCUUCGGAGAAACGUCCAACACCAGCGUGAAGCCAGAGGAUGACAGCAGCCGGUCCCGCCUGCAGCCCCGCAUCCUCCCACUCUUCCAAGUCGUCACUUGUUUGCCUCCCAGCAUGCAACGGCCACCUGAUGAAAGGCAAGGCCUUCCAGACCAAACUGCCCCUGCGCUCUGGCGCCGGCGUGUGGCUCCUGCUGGGUGCAGUGGUGGUUUUGGUGGGGAUGGCGGUGGCGGUGGCGGGCUACGUGUCCGCAGCUCCGAAGCUCGCCCUGAGCGGCACCAACAUCGAGAAGAUGAAAAUGGCCGGGCCCGUGGUCAUGGGACUGGGCCUGUUCAUCUUCAUCUGUGCCGCAACGCUGUUGUACGAGAACCGGGAUCUGGCAGUCCUCCGGCGAGAGACGCCUGACGACCUUGAGGAUCUGAAGGGAGGCGACGGCUGGGAGGACUCGCAGGAGCAGCCCAGCUUCAGCUGUCGGGAGCAGUGGGAGUGUAAAGACGGAGAGCAGGGAUCCUGGGCCGUUCCGACCCACACACACACCCCCUCAAGCCAGAACUGUGGCGCUCCUCUUCCUCCGUCGCACAGAAACACACACAACAUCAGCAGCAGGUCUUCACAGCCGCCUCCUUCAGAUGCAGGAGGUAGAGAUAGAGAGGUGGAGGUGAAGGUGGGGAAGAGGAGCAGCUAG